Hypanus sabinus (Atlantic stingray) is the source of this 1277-nucleotide messenger RNA. It is a transcript of the gene neurod1, whose product is annotated as neuronal differentiation 1. The record is from RefSeq and is a predicted model, not a curated record. Gene Ontology annotation, biological process: regulation of DNA-templated transcription; nervous system development. Gene Ontology annotation, molecular function: protein dimerization activity. Bases 61 to 1131 code for a protein of 356 amino acids. The transcript is spliced from 2 exons. NCBI's taxonomy places the organism in Eukaryota, Metazoa, Chordata, Chondrichthyes, Myliobatiformes, Dasyatidae.
GCUCGACCUGCGCAGGCUAUGAGUCUACUCUAGACAUUAUAAUUCGCCAGGAUUUUAACGAUGACCAAGUCGUACACAGAAAACAUGAUGCCAGAGACCCAGAGCAAUCCCAGUUGGACUGAUGACUGCCUCAGUUCCCAGGAUGAGCACGAAGUCGACAAAAAGGACGAUGAAAACGAAGCCAUGAGUCUUACCUUCAAGGAAGAGAGGGAAGAACUUGAUAAAAUGGGGGAAGAUGAUGACGAGGACGAGGAGGAGGAUGAAGACGAUGACGGCGAUGAGGAGGAAGUGGACGAGGAUGAAGAUCAGAAACCGAAACGGCGGGGACCGAAGAAAAAGAAAAUGACUAAAGCCAGACAGGAAAGGUUUAAAAUGAGGAGAAUGAAAGCUAACGCCAGAGAGAGGAACCGCAUGCACGGGCUGAACGCAGCAUUGGACAGUCUGCGGAAAGUCGUGCCCUGUUACUCGAAAACCCAAAAGCUUUCCAAGAUCGAGACUCUGAGGCUGGCAAAGAACUAUAUCUGGGCUUUGUCGGAGAUCCUGCGUUCAGGAAAGAGCCCAGACCUUGUAUCGUUCGUCCAGACGCUUUGCAAAGGGUUAUCCCAGCCCACCACAAACCUAGUCGCUGGCUGCCUUCAGCUGAACCCGCGAACUUUCCUUCCAGAGCAGAACCAGGACAUGCCGCAUAUGCAAACGGCCAGUGCUUCCUUCUCCGUGCACCCAUACACGUACCAGUCCCCCGGUCUUCCGAGCCCGCCCUACGGUAACAUGGACAGUUCCCACAUAUUUCACGUCAAGCCGCACAGUUACGCAGGGGCACUGGAACCUUUCUUUGAAAGCACUCUCACUGAAUGCACUAGCCCGUCCUUCGACGGGCCGUUAAGCCCACCCUUAAGCAUCAAUGGGAAUUUCACUUUUAAGCACGAGCCUUCUCAAGAGUUUGACAAGAACUAUACUUUCACCAUGCACUACCCCGCAGCAACGCUGGCCGGGCCCCAAGGACACAGUUCCAUGUUUUCUGCCACGACCCCUCGGUGUGAAAUCCCCAUAGACAACAUCAUGCCAUACGACGCCCACUCGCAGCACGAGCGAGUUAUGAGUGCCCAGCUUAAUGCCAUCUUCCACGAUUAACAUGGAAACCAGCAACAAUGUAUUGUAAACGAAACGGUUUAAAUGUACUUCUUGAAUAGCUUGUUUACGCACGGCAGCGCACUGGUAUCACUUGCUGCGGAGUGCAAAUGUUUCACGCUUAAAUUAGUACUUGUAUUAUUAUUGUU